AAAAAAUAUCCAUAAAAUAUAAAUCAAAAGAAUAAUCAUACGCGACAUUCACUUAAAUUCCUUCUAAAAUGACUAAUAAUUCACAACUUCGAUGGAAUCCACAAUCAAUAAAUGGAAGACAAGUUUUCUUCACUGAAGAUGCAUACACUAAACUGUUGGGAGCUGAAACACACGAGUCCAGGCUUGCUGAAAGGCUUCAAAAGGUUGGGAUCACUUUACCGCCCCUGGCAAGUGGCAAAAGGAAUCUGAAAUAUAUCAAAGAUGAUUCAGAGGAGGUGGACAAUGAAGGAGAAGGGGAGAAUGUUGAUACACAGAAAGUAGAAGAAAACACCAGGGGAAAUGACAGAGAUGGUAUUGUUAAAGAAGAAUAUGGUGUUAAUGAUAUUGGUAAUGUUGAAAAAGAAACACAUAAAAGUUCAGAGAAAGUUACAAAGGAUGUAAAGGUGGAAAGUGAUUGGACUGGAAGUUGUGUAAGCAAUGUUUCUGUAAACAAAAUAUGUAAAUCAAGCACGGAAACUAUGUGUAAAGAGGAUAUAACAGAAAAGAAGACCAAAAGACAUGUUGACCAACAAACUACUGUUAGAGAACACAAGGAUAAGAAAGUGCAAUCAAAGUUUUAUGAAGGCUUAUCUCCUGUUGAUGUUGAAGUGAAAAAGCCAAAUGAGAUACAGAUGGACACACAUGAAACGGAUAACAAAGAAACAGAGGAGGAAUCUACUGAUGCAUCAGCGACAGAUCCCGCCUUUAAAAUAAGUGAACAGCCUGUGGGAACAUUUAAAAGACCUCUUUCUUACAAAGGGAGAAGGAGAAAAACAGUGGAAACACAACUGUCUGAAGAAACAAUUGAUGUCCAUGAUCAGUCAGAAAAUGUAUCAACAGAGCCAGAACCAGUUCCUGAGGUCACUGGCACACCAGCUGAUGUUCCUGAUGCUAACCCUGAAGAUGUUGUAGGUGAUGGUGAAGGGAAAGAUAUAAAAGAUGAGACAGAAAAGAAACUGGAGACGAGCGUGGAAAGAUACGAAUUCUACAAACAACACUCUGAGUUCUUCCUGCAUUUACACUCCAAGAAGAAAAAGGGGCAAGAAGAAGUAGAAGAAAAAAAAGCUUACAAGCCACGUAUCUACGUGAAGAAGCCAAAACACAAGGAGUCGUGCCUUACGAGGGUCGAUUUAAAGACAUAUCACGACCUGGAGCGACAAUACGGGCAUCUUUUACACGAAACUGAUCAGCCUCAGGGACUACCAGAGCUCGACAUGCUCAGGGACAUGCUGAAGAAAGUUCGCAAGGAACAGUCAGAGGUUCAGAUGUUCCUGCGAGCGCAGUCAAUCAAGUGUGCCCCUGACUAUGCAUACCUCCAUGAGGAGGUCAACAAAUAUGUUCAGAGUAAGAUUGUUUUGCGGCGUAAGCGUGUGUUGUCAUAUCCAAGGUUAUACAAGGUUGUCAAGCGUGUGGACCUGCCGGAGGAUAUCCAGAAUGAUAAUGUGCCAGUACUACAGUAUGUACGACCACUUCUGAGACUGGGCCAAGUGAAGAAGCUGGUUUUGCCAAGUGUCCUACCUGGGAUGCCCCAGCCGCGAGCCCCACUGGAUUGCCAGAAAGUGAACGACCUUGACCCAAUGAUCCGAGACACAUACAAGGGAGCAUUCAUGUGGAAUCAUGAGGUCACAAGUCAGGAUGUGAAUGUUGAACAGCUAGCAGUACCGAACCUUUGUGAUGUGGCUAUGUCCGCCUCUGUAGUGUGCCAUCUUGUGGAUAAUCAGGGGAACAAACGCUACAAACGACACUGGGACAUACCAAUCACAGUGCGGGAAUACAGUAUUGGGGAAGGUGAAAAUGCUGUAACCCACAGGGUAGCUUUCCUAGACAAACCAAUGAUCAGAGCGUCAAGCCUUGCUCCGAAGGAUAAAAAUCUCCUAUACCAUAAGCACGCUAUUAAGGCUGUGGCUUAUCGCACGACUACACGGGAAAGAAUACAGAAGGGAUACACUUUCACAAAGGUGACCCCACUGCAUACGGUUGAAAGCGCUCCUCAGCUUGAAGAUGUGGAAAAAGAACUGUUGGUAUAUGGAAAUGAGUUGAAAAAAACCCUGAUGGUAUUAGGGGAUGAAUCAAAGGAUGAGUUUAGAGGGGAUGGAAAUAAAGGGAUGAAGGGAAAGAAUGCAAAGAAAAAUAGGAAAAAGAAAAACCUAGAUAAAAAUAUAGAAGAUCUUGAGACAUUUGGAAUGGACUUGUUUAAUUUGCCAAAACCUGAACCAAAGCCAGUAAAAGGGAAAACAAGUUUGGAAUUGAAGAAAAAUGAGGAUAGGGAAACUCUGAAUGACACCAAAGAUGAUUCUGACACAAUACUCACGGUCAAAAAGAAAAGAUUGUCAAUUGACGAUGAACUUGAAAAAUUAAAGCUAGAAUUGCAAGGCAUUAAAGAAAAAGCAAAAACAGAUUCAGCAAAGUCUGUUUUAGCUGGUCCAAUAAGCCCUUCUAGUCAGGGUCCUGUAAAAUUUGUUGAGUCUAAAGGGAAGGAAAGCAAGGCAGAGAAUGUGAGUGAAAAGAAUGUAAAGGUAUCAACUAACUGGUCAGAACUUUUGAUGAAAGAAAAGGAGAAACCAUCAGUGGAAGAAACUGUCUUAGACAAGAAAGCUGUUGAAAAGAUAAAAAUGGAGAACAGCUUAAAGUUAAUCAGUGAAAGGCAAACACAUGUAGGAGGUGUUGAGUUUGUCCCAAUUAUGGGUCCUAGUAUGAAGCUACAGGCUGCUGGGCAGAGUUUGAGUUCUCUAAAUCAGCCAUUGGAUGGAAGCACUGAUUCUCCAUCUAAAUCCGUAGAAGCUGCUGUGUCUCCAUCUAAAGAUCAUGUACAUCAGGAAUGUUUUUCAAAAGCUGAACAUAAGACAAAAAAAAUCAUUACAGCAACAAAUGAGCCAAAUAAAGUUUAUAACGAAACUGUCUUAGGUCAGAAUACUGAACCUAAUCAGAAAGGAAGUUGCAAAGAAGUCAAACCAACAAGUUAUGGUGCAAAUACAUCUGAACAGAAAGAUAGAAAAACAUUAAAUAAUGAUAUUCAUAUAUCAGAAGCAGACCAAGAAUUGUCCUUUGUUUUUGCUGAUGACAGUGAUAAAGAUGAGGAUGCACUGGUUAUUGACCUUCCUGAAGCUGAUGGUUCUGCUUAUGAACCAAGUCUUAAGAAACAGAGGAAGACAUCUCUGACUGAACAGGAUAAAGGAAAAAGUGAAAUACUACAUGAUAGUGAUGCAAAUUCUAAAAUUAGUGUUGAAACAGAGACUGCUGCAAAUGCUGAAGUGAGUGCAGAAACACUUGAUUUAACUAAAGACAUAAGUACUGCUGAUAAAGUGAUUACAUCUGGGGAUUGCAAUGAUGUCAUGGAAACUAAAGACUCACCAUGCAGUUCUGAAGUCAGAAGAAAAGCCAAUAAGAGAAAAAAUAUGACUGGAAACAGUGAUGUGUCCUUAGUAACAAGGAGAAUGUUGAGGUCUUCUCUGUCUAAAGUGAAGCAAGAGCCAGCUGAUGUUGCGAUUGAUUCAGACAUAAAGAGUGGUGAUGAUGCUGACCAGCAUGCAAUAAAUGAUGAUGCUGGUAUAUCACAACCAAAGGGAAGGGACGGGAAAGCAGAAAUAUCAGUGAAAAGAGUAACUAGAAGCAGAUCUGUUUCUAUGGAGACAAAUGUUUCAAGUGAGAAGUCUAAAAGGGUAACUAGGGCCAGUCUGGGAUCAGAUAAAGGCUCCAAUGAAGAAACCAUUCCAGUAAAAAGAGGCAGAGGUCGGCCUCGGAAAAUCAAAGAAACACCUGAAAAAAGUCAGGCUGUUAUAACAAAACAACCUGAAACUUAUACAGUAAAUCAUGAGAAUGAGAAAGAGGGUUUUGAAGACUCUGAUAAAAUGGUAACUGAAUUGUCUGAUGACAAUGCUCUGGUUAUUGACAGCAGCGCUUUAGAUGAUGAAAGUGGAAUUAAGGAAGCAAAUAAAUGUACUGACACCCCAGGUAAGACUUCAAAAAAUAUGAGAAAGAGAAAAAGUGAAGGCACCUUAGUUGAAAUAGAUAAAUCCAAAAAUAAAAAACAAAAAAACAAGACAGAUACAGUUGACAAUGUAAAUUCAUCGGUUGUUGAUGGUAAUGAGGAUGAUGCUGCUGCUGAUGAUGAUGGUGCAGGUUUUCUUAGUCCCAAAAAGGGUAUAAGAAGGAUUGUAGAAAGCGAGGAUGAGGGUGAUGAGAAAAUGUUGAUGAUUGUUGAUGAUCAAACUGAAAUAGUUUGUAAACCAAAACGAAGGGGCAGGCCUCCAAAAAAGAAGGAAGAAAGUGACAAAGUAAUGAAUGAAGCUGAAUUGAAGAAAAUAAAAGAAAUGGCAGAAGCUAUGAAAAAGAAAAUAGAUGACAGAAAAGGAGAAGGAGAAGAAAACAACCAAAAAUCACAUAAUAGUACUUGUGAAAAUGUAAAAAAGAUAUCUGGAAAUGAAGAAACACAUGACACAGUUGGGGAAGCUGCAAAUGAGCAAACCUACAAGUCAGUUCUUGAUGAGCUUCUUCCUCAAACAGUUAAAAAUGAAAAACAGGAAACUGCAAAUGGCAUAAAUAUUCCUGUAGAUAAUGCAAAGAUAUCAGAAAAUUCAGAACCAGGAUUUGUUACAAAUGAGACGAAUUCUCCGAUAACUACAGGAAGUGACCCCAGACUACCGUGUGGAUCUCCCCCUGUGGAGAGUAUUCCAACUAAGGAUGUGAGUUAUGGUGUGGAUAGUAUACUCGGGACAUCAUUGUACACAUCCAAAAUAGAGGAUAUCAAGGGAUCAAUCAUAGAGAAGCUUGCAGUGAAACAUGGCAUGUCCCACAUCACUCUCCCGGUUGAUGACAAUGUGACAUAUCACCAGUGGAAAAUUGGGGACAUAAACACCCUGAUCAGGGUGAAAUACCACGGCUUCAUGCCAGACAAGGGACUGGUUCAUCUUGUACCAAAAAUGGAGUACCAGCCCACAAUAGGUUUGGAGCGUCAGACGCCAAGUGAGGUUACUCACAAUUGGAUGUCGAUAUAUGUACGACCUAAUGCAAACCUGGUUAGAUGUCGUGUGAAUCCAUUCAACUCUGAGAUCAUAAAGAUAGAACAUGUCGAGUUCCAGGAUCUGAUUCCUCCAGACUCAAACUUCAGUCCAGAUCAGGCGUUCACAGAUCUGGAAUUAUUACUGAGUGAAAUCAAACAGUUGCCAGUUGGUCAGUACCUGAUGAGGAGCCACCCUGCCAGGGACCAGGUCACAUUUCACCAGGCAGCACCACCAUCAGAACGUGUUGGCUACGAUCUUCAUGCUCACCAAUUAGGCCUGGCCCCGGGGGUAAUGACCCGCCCUCCUGUGGUACAGUGGACCCCUAUUGAUACCAGGUUGUUACUACCGCACCACCGUAGACUGGGACUUCUGCCCUGCAUGUAUACACCACCAGAUAUGUAUGCCGGAGAAAAGCAGGCUACGAAGAACUUAAAAAGAAAAAGAAACAAACAAAAGAAGAAGAAGAAGUUCAAGGCCCCUGAAUAAGACUUUUACUGUGUACACACUUUUAAUAUGUAAGUUGUUGAUGGAAAGGAAAUUUUGGGAAUAUGAUUUACGAAUCUCCACUAUUCCUGUCAGAUGUUGUCUAUUGUUAUGAAUCACAGGUAGCAGAAAGAAUCUUAUCGUUUAAGUAUAACAUGGGCAGCUUUUGAAGUAUAUUUAGCAAAAAACAACUAUUUAGCUUGAAAUAACCCAUGCACCAUACAUAGUAUGACGUCAUAUUUUCUGCUUACGUCAUAAUAAUUGUAGGACACAAAGUUCUUAUGUGUAUCAAAUAGCAUUUUGUAAUCUGUGCAAUAUGACGACAAAUUUGUCUUCAGUUUGUUACAUGUUUUUUGACAUGUUUUGGGCAAUUUUAACACUCCAGUGACCACUCUUGUUUAAAA
Messenger RNA from Mya arenaria, 5926 nucleotides. RefSeq lists its product as uncharacterized. The record is from RefSeq and is a predicted model, not a curated record. The transcript has 17 exons. Gene Ontology annotation, cellular component: transcription elongation factor complex. Gene Ontology annotation, molecular function: DNA binding. Gene Ontology annotation, biological process: positive regulation of transcription by RNA polymerase III; snRNA transcription by RNA polymerase III; snRNA transcription by RNA polymerase II. The coding region runs from base 69 to 5525 and encodes 1818 amino acids. NCBI's taxonomy places the organism in Eukaryota, Metazoa, Mollusca, Bivalvia, Myida, Myidae.